AUGGCGAGUUUCAAGAUUUGGGCUCUUCAAGUCAUCACUGAGAAAGGAAGCCUCAAGCGCAUACGCAGUGAUCAUGGGGGAGAAUUUCAGAAUGAGGUCAUGACUAAGUUCUGCAAUGAACAAGGCAUAGCUCACCAAUUUUCAGCGCCUAGAACACCACAGAUGAAUGGAGUAGUGGAGCGAAAGAACAGAACACUUCAAGAAAUGGCGAGAGCAAUGAUCCAUGGAGGAAACAUUCCUGUGAAGUUUUGGGCUGAAGCAAUCAACACCGCAUGCUACAUCAUCAACCGUGUCUACAUGAGAAAGGCUUUACUCAAAACACCUUAUGAGUUGUGGAAAGGAAAAGACACCUAA
Molecule: messenger RNA, 354 nt
Organism: Microthlaspi erraticum
Lineage: Eukaryota; Viridiplantae; Streptophyta; Magnoliopsida; Brassicales; Brassicaceae
Source: the annotation of a GenBank genome assembly